Tetrapisispora phaffii CBS 4417 is the source of this 1353-nucleotide messenger RNA. RefSeq lists its product as uncharacterized. The transcript has a single exon. NCBI's taxonomy places the organism in Eukaryota, Fungi, Ascomycota, Saccharomycetes, Saccharomycetales, Saccharomycetaceae. The coding region runs from base 1 to 1353 and encodes 450 amino acids. Gene Ontology annotation, biological process: regulation of peptide transport. Gene Ontology annotation, cellular component: membrane. The record is from RefSeq and is a predicted model, not a curated record.
AUGAGUACAAAGACUUUGAAUAAUAAGAGAUGGAGUAUGGGGCUGAUCAUGUUAUCUGCAGUCGUUGUUUUAUGGGUCCUGUCAUCAUUUUUAAUUAAUAUAAUAUUCAGAGAUAAUUCAUAUAGGAAACCUUUCCUAAUCACAUACAUCAAUACUGUGUCUUUUAUCUUCUAUCUGCUUCCGUUGAUAAAAACAAUUUUAGUCAAUUUUUACUAUAAUGGUGUAAGAAACGAGAUUCCAAAUAUAUUAAACGAAUUAAUCAUUGCCCAAGAGGGGCCAGAUUCGACUACUGUUAAUCCCUUGCAUCCAGAACCAUCGGGCGCAUCGAAUGUCUCAAGCGUUGCAAAUGACAUUGCAGAAGGUUCUUCACAGACACUGCCAAAUGAAGCAACGAGUUUAUUGUCAUCUAGCUCUAAGGAUGAUACGGAUUCAAAACAAACCUUAACCCCAAAAAACAGAAUGACAUUGAAAGAGACAAUACUUCUCAGUCUCGAAUUCUGUUCAUUAUGGUUUCUAGCAAAUUUAAUGACUAACUCUUCCCUUGCAUACACGUCAGUCGCGUCGCAGACAAUUCUGUCGUCAACUUCAUCUUUCUUCACUUUGUUCAUUGGUUAUAUAUGGAACAUUGAAAAGAUCACAAAAUCGAAGACAUUGGGUUCCCUGGUGUCCUUCAUUGGUAUCAUAUUGGUGACACAUUCGGAUUAUUACCAUUAUGAUGACAAUUACCCACCAAGAACAAAUCCACACUCAUCUUUAAUCACAUUCGCAAAGGAAAUCAUUAAUAUACUGACGACGUCAGACAAUGAUGAAGAGUAUGGAAAUAGUCCAUUUAGAAUGUUUAUCGGUAAUUUGUUGGCAUUGGCUGGUGCAUUAUUAUAUAGUGUCUACUCGAUUCUAUUGAAGAAAAAAGUACAAGAUGAAUCAAGAUUGAACAUGCAUGUCUUUUUUGGCUUUGUUGGUUUCUUCACUUUGGUUUUAUUCUGGCCAGUUAUAGUGCUACUUCAAUACUACGGCUGGGAAACAAUUGAAUUGCCUCCAACCAACACAAUUGCCAUCAUCGUCCUAAUUAACUGUCUAAUAACAUUUGUAAGUGAUUACUGUUGGGCAAAUGCAAUGUUAUUAACAACUCCAUUGACCGUUACAGUGGGUCUUUCAUUGACAAUUCCACUAGCAAUGUUUGGUGAUUUGCUUUUUGUCAAUAAGAAAAUGAAUUGGGUUUACAUAUUCGGUGCCAUAUUAAUCAUGGGUUCUUUUUUCGUAAUAAAUAAUGAGUCAGGCAUUGAACAAAAUGAAUUAUCAGAACAACAAGAACAACAGAAUUCACAGUCGCAGAAUGUAGAAAAUCAAGUUUGA